This is a messenger RNA of Betta splendens (Siamese fighting fish), 1929 nucleotides long. Its product is annotated as tripartite motif-containing protein 16-like protein. Bases 5 to 1558 code for a protein of 517 amino acids. Gene Ontology annotation, molecular function: protein binding. The record is from RefSeq and is a predicted model, not a curated record. Lineage: Eukaryota; Metazoa; Chordata; Actinopteri; Anabantiformes; Osphronemidae. The transcript has a single exon.
CAACAUGGAGUACAAUGCUGGAGCUGAACGAGAGCAGAGAUCCAGUUCCUGUUCACAGAGGGAAAUGGCCCAGACAAGACAAGAGACGUUCUUCUGUUCCAUCUGUCUAGACCGACUGACGGAUCCAGUGACUGUAUCCUGCGGACAUGGCUACUGCAUGAAGUGUAUUAAAACAUACUUGGAUGAAGAGGAUCAGGAGAAAACCCACAAGUGUCCACAGUGUAGAAAGGUCUUCACACAGAGACCUGUCCUGCGGAAAGAUACUGCGUUAGCAGGUUUAUUAGAGGAGCUGACAAUAAUUGGAGGCACUGCUCCACAGAAGAAGCCGAGGGAGAACAUCUGCUCCCCUCACAAUGAGGUGAUGCAGCUGUUGUGGCAGACUGAUCAGUGUAGAGACCACAACACUGACUCAGCUGCAACAGAGAGGACUGAGAGGCAGAGAGUGAAAGGGAGUCGUCUGAGGAUCCAGCAGAGGAUCCAGGACAGACACGAGGAGGUGAAGCUGCUCCAGCAGGAGGUGGAGGCCAUCGGCCGCUCUGCUGAUCAGACGGUCGAGGACAGUGAGAAGCUCUUCACUGAGCUGAUCCGUCUCCUGGAGCAGAGAAGGUGUGAGGUGACGCAGCGGAUCAGAUCCCAGCAGGAAACUGAAGUGGGUCGAGUCAAAGAGCUGCAGGAGAAGCUGGAGCAGGAGAUCGCUGAGCUGCAGAGGAAGGAGGCUGAGCUGGAGCAGCUCUCACACACACGCCAUCACAUCCAGUUUCUACACGGCGACCCGUCACUGUCAGCGCUGAGUGGACCCACACACUCCUCCAGAACCAACAGCCGCCCUCUGAGAUACUUUGAGGACGUGACAGCAGCCGUGUCAAAGCUCAGAGAGCGACUACAGGAGGUUCUGAGGGAGAUGUGGGCCGAGGUCCCACUGUCAGUCACUGAAGUGGAUGCUUUACUACCUUCGUCAGACCUGAAAGCAAAGCUCGAAACCAGAGCUGAUUUCCUCCACUAUUCCUGCCAAAUCACACUGGAUCCUCACACAGCACACACGUACCUGUUACUAUCUGACGGCAACCGAAAAGCCACUCUGAUGAGCAAACAACAGUCUUCCUCUGGUCCCUCAGAGCGGUUCUCCUACUGGCAGCAGGUUCUGGGUCGGCAGGGUCUGAUGGGGCGCUGCUACUGGGAGGUGGCCUGGAGAGGGACGGGUGUCUACAUCGCCGCGUCCUAUGGCAGCAUCCACAGACAGGGACACGUCAAUCUACAGGGAUUCGGGAGAAAUGACAAAUCAUGGGCUUUACUGUGUUACAUGAACUCUUACAGUUUUUUGUACAACAAUUGCAAAAGUUCUGUGUCUGGUCCCGUGUCCUCCAGAAUCGGAGUGUACCUGGACCACAGAGCAGGGGUUCUGUCCUUCUACAGUGUCUCUGGAACCAUGACUCUACUCCACCGAGUCCAGACUACAUUCACUGAGCCGCUCUAUGCCGGAGUUUCACUGAUUUACAAUGGAGAUACUGCUGAGUUCUGUAUGUUCAAACCUGGACCCACCACAGACACAAUCAUCUGACUGGUGUCGAUCAGAACUCUAAUGGUCACAACCACAGACAAGGAGGAUUUUCCUCCAGAGAUUCCUGUGAAACCAAUUAAUGCAGCGAGGCACAGAAGCUGCUUUAGUAAUAAUCAGUGAAUAGUUGAAAGCUGAUGAAUACGUUUCUACAUGUUGACACUCAGAAGAAGCUACUGUAGAAUAUUGAAUAUAGAAUAUAACUUAAUAUAAGUUAUGACGUGAAUAAAACAGCUGAUUCAGGAGUUUUGUCUGUUUUGAGUCCAGAUUCUGAGGCUAAGCUUAGUGUGAAACUAAAAUAGAGUUACAGUAAGCUUAGAGCAGACACGCAGAAUGAAGCAGGAACCUCGGAACGAAGAGUAUCUGUAUGCAAA